AUGUUUUGGUUCUUCUUUCUCAUUGCUUUAAUCAAAGCAGAUUCAAUAGAACUUCAAUGUCCUCCUGCAACUGCAUCAAUACAACGUCUUCUUGAUGAAGCAUAUAUUCCAGGUGCUUCAGUUAUUGUUCUCAAUCGAGAUGAAAUUCUCUAUCAAAAAGGAAUUGGUUAUCAUUCUCCUCCAAUACCAGAACAACGUCAACCAAUGAAUGCCGUAUCGUCAAUUUUCGUGUUAGCAUCAAUUUCAAAAACAUUCAUUGCUGUUGCUGCUAUGCAAGUGGUUGAAUUAAAUCUUCUGAAUCUUGAUGAAGAUAUUAAUAAAUAUCUGCCACCUCGUAUGAAAAUUAUUCAUCCAUAUUAUCCAAAUGCUAUUAUUACUACGCGACAUUUACUUACACAUACAGCUGGUAUUGGAGUCAAUCUUGCAGAAGAAUAUAAAUUCUAUCUUCCUGGUGAUGAUUUUACAAAAACAAAUCUUGGUGAUAUCAUUGAAAAAUAUCUAAGUUAUAAUAAUAGUUGGUUACCUGUACCACCUGGUCAUAAUAUAACAUCUUAUUCAAAUAUAGGAGCAAGUUUAGCUGCAUUUAUUGUUGAACGUGUAGCUAAUAUGUCAUUUGAAGAAUAUGUUCAAGAAAAAAUAUUAAAAGUAUUGGGUAUUGAUAAAAAGGAUGCCGGUUAUCGAUUAAGUAAUUUUCAAGAUAAAAAAUAA
Rotaria sordida is the source of this 708-nucleotide messenger RNA. Lineage: Eukaryota; Metazoa; Rotifera; Eurotatoria; Philodinida; Philodinidae. The record is from the annotation of a GenBank genome assembly.